UUUCCUACAUUCUUUUAUCAUGUUUUGCUGCUUCUUUUCAGCUUCUUCUCAUUCCAAUGGUUUCGAUAGCCUCAAUGAGUCCAAUUGCUUCUUCAAGCUCCCAACUUCAGACUACAGCAAUUACUCAUUCGACAGAUCCAAAUUGUCAAGCAGCCUUACUGAAUAGCUUCAAAACAGAAUUUUCCUUACCAAAUGGCAGCACUUUUCAAUCUCCUGUUGCUAUACCUUCAGCACAUUCUGCCUAUUCAAAUGUUACUAAUCCAUGGGCCAAUUCAUUAGUUGCAGCAGCAGCCCUUGGCAAUCCUACGAAUGAAGAUAUUCGUCCACUUGUCGGCGCUCAACAAAUGUUGGCUGCAGUACAACCACCUUAUAAUAUACCGGCUACAUAUUAUGGAUUCGGCGGAAUGGCUGCUGUCAAUCAAUGUUGGCCAAAUGUUGCCGUCGAUUGGAUUGGUCAGCAAUCGUUAUCAACAGGUUUAAGCAGUUCAAAUGAUCUCCAUGAUCAACCUCAACAUUCCCAGCAUUAUGAUAACGAAGCUUCAACAAAGUUGACCGACAAAAUGAUGGAAUGCAAGCAGCUUUUACUUUUAAAAUCUGAUGAUGGAGAACAAGCAACAUCAAAAUCAAAAAUGGAGCCACAACUAAAUAUUAACUCUAGGAAUGAGCCUUGUGGAAGCAGGACCAUCAGUAACAAUGAGUCAACUGAUUUUCAGUCACCAAGCACAAACAUUCCUGAAUACGGAUUUGAUGCAUCUUCGGCAGCUGAAUUCUACUCCACUCAUUUAACGUCUCAUGAUCAAAGCCAGACUACCAAUUCUAUCAUUCCAUCUUCAGCUGCAGCCGCUACCGCUGCCCAAACUUGGCAAUACUCACAACAAUGGCAACAUUAUGCACAACAAGUUGCAAUGGCAAAUGCGGCUGGCGCCGCAAUUUGUGCGGCAGGUGCCGCAAUGCAACAACAUUAUGGUGCUUCCGUCAACUCUGGAAACACUGACGCAAUUAAUGGUGUUUGUUCAACGGCCAAUCUAUUUAACGAAGCGGAAGCUAGCACUAGUGGCACAGUUUUUCAAUCGGCAGAAAAUAACCGCUCUUUACGUUCUGAUUUGGCUUGGGUAUCAGCUUGCGGAUCAAGUCAACGAAAAAAACGAAAGCCUUAUGGCAAAGGUCAAACCAAUGAUUUGGAAACGGAGUAUUGCUCUAAUCCUUACGUAACAAAACAAAGGCGUUAUGAAUUGUCGCGAAGAUUGGGGCUAACUGAAAGACAAGUGAAGAUUUGGUUUCAGAACAGACGGAUGAAAACAAAAAAGUAAGAAUUGGGAGAGAGUACUAAAUACCGUAAACUUCAAUAGAAGCCCAUCCCUAAUAGAAGCCCGUUCCAUGUUAGAAACCUACUCAAUAAGGGGUAUUGAAAAAUAGAAGCCCAUAGCUUCUAUCAGAGAUUUUACGUUAAUUUAUCUUUGUUGAAUAUUAUUUUUAUAGGCUCAAGCAUAGAGGUAUUAAUGAUCACCCUCAUUCGACUACUCCAACACAUUGGGCAACAUUACCAAACUCAAAUGAGCAAAGAAUAAAUGCCCAGCAGCUCCUAGGUAGUGGUCCUUUUACCCUAGGCCUGCAUCAAAUUCACGGAAUUGGAGGAAUACAAGAUGAAGAUUGAACAGAUUUUUUUAAAAAUUUUCCACUAACAUGCAUUAUUUAAUUUUGCAUACAGAUAACCCAAAAAAGUUUAUCAUAUUAGAUUUCAAAUGUUUGUACCUAUUUGGAUCAGAUAUCAUUUAGUAUCAGACUUUCUGAUAUCAAAUAGGGGUAGGGGCGAAAAAGCUUAAUUUAACUGGGUUUAUUUAUGGAAACUUAGUUACCUAUAUAGCUUAACAGAUUAAUUCUUCUCAAAAGCAGAUUAAAAUUUUUGGUACUUUCUAACCUCCCCGACUCUAUAUGAUUCCCCAAAAGGAAAGAUUAAUUCUGAGACUCAAAAAGGGUGGGGGUAUGAAUAAAGUACCAAAAAUUUUUUCGAUUUUUAACUCAGUUAAAAAUUUUUUACUAUUUUCUUACAUUAAUAUUUAAAAAUUUUCGAUGCAACUAUAUCUUUAAUGUAAUAUUAUGUAAAGGUGCAUAAGUUUAUUUAUAUAUUUUUGCAAUUGUUCUUAUUUAACAAAUUUCUACACGUCGAUAGGCGGCUUAUGGCACAAUAAAGAAUGAAGCAAGUCGGGUGCCAGCUUGCAUUAGAAUGUGGGGGUAAGUGUUUGUAAAGUAGAAGAGAGAACAAAAUUGACAGAGUAUACACGUCGCUAAACUAAUGUUUAUGCCAUGAAAUUCUCUAGCUUUAUCUUUUGGCAUUAGCAUUGCUUGCCUGGCUG
Meloidogyne enterolobii is the source of this 2354-nucleotide messenger RNA. NCBI's taxonomy places the organism in Eukaryota, Metazoa, Nematoda, Chromadorea, Rhabditida, Meloidogynidae. The record is from the annotation of a GenBank genome assembly.